AUGAAGACACUUUUCGGGUUCAGCCAGGAUGAAGCUUCGAGACUGGCUAGAUUAGGCUCGGGCUCGGCCGUACGCUCACUGGACGGCGGGCUAGUUCGUUGGCAUCGUGGGACUCGAGCUGAUGGUAUUGAUUCGGUGGCUGAGCAACUCUUCCCAGCCAGUCAUUGGCCCGCAUUGAGAGCCCUGAUUUUCGUGGCGAACGAUCAGGAGAAGAAGGACGGCUCGACCAAGGGAAUGCAGAUGACCGUUGAGACGAGCAGCCUACUUCAGGAGCGAGUUGCUGGUGUCGAUGAGACCAUCAAUAGUCUAACUGAAGCUUAUGCUGCCAAAGAUUUCUCCAAACUUGCCGAGCUGGUGAUGAAAGACAGUGAUAACUUCCACGCGUGUUGUUUGGAUACGAAACCCCCGUUGCCGUACCUCAACGACACGUCACGGCUGAUCAUCGACUUGGUCCACCGUUUCAACAGCGGUAAAACUCCGCAUGAAAAUCAGGAAAAGAAGCAGCCGGAAACCCCCGAGGCGGCGUAUACCUUCGAUGCGGGCCCGAACGCUUGUAUUUACAUUGAAGAGGUUAACGUGCGCGAGUUUCUGAAAUACGCAGCCGGACAUCUGAGGUUUGCGCCGGCAGCCAAGGCCAAAAUCCAAGAGAUUCUGGGCGUGGAUGUGGAGACACUCCCGGACACACCCCUAAUCCUCGACCUCAUCUACAGCACCGUGGGCGGCGAGCCGCAAAUCUUGGCGCACCAGAUGUCU
This is a messenger RNA of Mesorhabditis spiculigera, 753 nucleotides long. Lineage: Eukaryota; Metazoa; Nematoda; Chromadorea; Rhabditida; Rhabditidae. The record is from the annotation of a GenBank genome assembly.